Rattus rattus (black rat) is the source of this 1107-nucleotide messenger RNA. It is a transcript of the gene Stra8, whose product is annotated as stimulated by retinoic acid 8. The transcript is spliced from 8 exons. Gene Ontology annotation, biological process: cellular response to retinoic acid; meiotic cell cycle. Gene Ontology annotation, molecular function: protein dimerization activity. The record is from RefSeq and is a predicted model, not a curated record. NCBI's taxonomy places the organism in Eukaryota, Metazoa, Chordata, Mammalia, Rodentia, Muridae. Bases 1 to 1107 code for a protein of 368 amino acids.
AUGGCCACCCCUGGAGAAGGCAACCAACCCAGAGAUGAUGGGGCACCCCAGCCAGUGCCACAGCUGCAGCAGCUUGAGCCUCGGGUGGCCCGCAGACGCCUGUCCCAGGCCCGCCAUCGAGCCACCCUGGUAGGGCUCUUCAACAACCUAAGGAAGACAGUUUACUCCCAGUCUGAUCUCACAGCCUCAAAGUGGCAGGUACUGAAUAAGGCGAAGUCUCAUAUUCAGGAACUGGAAGGAAGCUUGGAUAAUUUGCUGAAGCUCAAAGGAUUCUUCAACCUGCAAGACGGAAAUCCGAACACCUUAGAGGAAGUCAAGGAAGAAUAUGCCAGAAUGUACUCUGAUAAUGACAGUGUGUUUCUAAACAGUUUUCUUCAGAACAGCCCCCCUGCAUGGCUGCCCCCUGAGGCUGUUGGGCCGGAUGCUGAAGAAGGAGGAAAUGAUGAAGAGAGAGAGGUAGAGGAAUACCAGGAAGAGGAGGAAGAGGAGGAAGAGGAGAAAAAAGUCGAUCUGUCCCACGCCUCUCCCACUCUGUUGCCGGACCUCAUGGAAUUUGAACGGUACCUCAACUUUUACAAGCAGACCAUGGACCUCCUGACCAUGAACAGCAUCAUCUCUGCACAGGAAGUGACACUCCCCAUUGUCUCUGCGGCCAUCUCCCACCUGUGGCAGACUCUCUCUGAGGAGAAAAAGGCCAGGCUCCUGCAGGUGUGGGAGCAGCAGCACAGCACCUUCUCGGACCUCACCGAGGCCUGCCUAGAGCUGGCCGGUGCCGAGGGCAGCAUGAAGGACAGCGGGGUGGACAGCCAAGGAGCCAGCUGCUCACUGGACUCCACCCCGGAAGAGAUCCUUUUUGAAGAUGCUUUUGAUGUGGCGAGCUUCCUGGACAAGAGUGAGGCCCAGCGUCUGUCUAACAUCAGCGCUGUGUUUGCCAGCUGCAACUCAGAAAACCUAGAGGAGAAAUUUCAGCUCUACAUACAGAUCAUCGAGUUUUUCAAAGGCCUUGGCUGUGUCAACACUCCAUUAAACCAGGAACCAGAUCCUCCCGUGGAUGACGACGUGAUGCUGUUGAAGUGCCUGGAGACUUUCGAUGAUGAAGAUCUGUAA